This is a messenger RNA of Pocillopora verrucosa, 3221 nucleotides long. Its product is annotated as docking protein 6. Gene Ontology annotation, biological process: cell surface receptor protein tyrosine kinase signaling pathway. The record is from RefSeq and is a predicted model, not a curated record. Lineage: Eukaryota; Metazoa; Cnidaria; Anthozoa; Scleractinia; Pocilloporidae. Gene Ontology annotation, cellular component: cytoplasm.
GGUAUAAAACGCGCAACGCGUACGACUAACUUAAUGAGAGUGCGUCCGGAAUGGGUCCAAGGGUUUUGCGGCACAAGUUCUCCUAUUAUCUCAAAAUUAAGGUUGUGAGUAUUCAAAAGAUUUGUUUUUAGUCGAUGGAGGACUGUUUCUAAGCUACAAUUUCGCCUGACCGAUCGCAAUCGUCUGAUCCACGCAAGUGACUGACUCGGCAAUCCGAGAGCGCUUUGAUUUAAAUCAAUUCUAUUAGAAACAGUGCGUUAUGUCGGAUCUGGAAGACAUCGAAGAUGUAUUUGAGGGGUGGCUAGAGAAACCGACAGAAGAUGAUGCAAAAAGCAAAGGCUGGUUGAAAAAGUCUUUCACAAAGAAAUGGAAGAAGAGUUACUAUGUGCUACGAAAAUAUUGUGCUGGAGACCAACCUUUCCUGCAGUGGUUUGAUAGAGAAGAAGGAUGGCAGAGGCAAAUGGCACGAGGGACAUUGGAAUUGUUUCCCAGAUACAAGGUGUUCAAAAGAAUGGAACAAAAGUCGAGGCAGUAUGUGUUUGAGAUCAGUACUGAUGCUGAAACAUUGACGUUGGCUGCAGAGAGUGAGACUGUGAUGGACCUGUGGGUGAUUCAGUUACAAAUGCAAACUACUUUAAAUCCACGAGUAGCAGGUGAGGUCUUCAGGGUCAAAGGCAGUGGCAGCCGACAAAUGCAGAGAAUAGGAGCUAAGGACCAACAGUGUCUCUUACACAUUUCCAGGUGGGGUUUGUCCCUGGCUUUAGAGCGUACUCGAGCUGUGCUGGCUCAGUGGCCCUUGACAACAAUUCGCAACUAUGAAGCUCUAGAUUCCAAUGAAUUUAUCUUUGAGGCUGGCAGGGCAUCCCCUAUGGGUGAAGGGAAAUACAACUUUGUCACACGCAAUGGUGAUGACAACAAGAUUUUUGAUGCCAUAGACAGUUUUGCUUCUGCUCGUGUCAGGAGGGGAAGGAACUUCCAUUCCCCAACAGCUUCAAAUGAGCUGACAGAAGAUGACAUUGAACGUGCCUAUGAUCAACUCAGGUUUAGCCUCCAAAACUUCCCAGGGAAUCGAGACAGAUCUGUUAGACAUAUGAGCCAGAGUGUGCCACGACCCAUUGACACAGGGACACCACAGCAAGCAUAUAAUCACAUAGGCAGAUCAGAUAGUAUAGGCAGUGCACAUAGUCUUGGCAGCUUCUCAAUGGUCUCAGAAUCUGCUCUAAGCUACAGCCGCCUGGAGAGGCUACCAAGCUGGGGUUCCCAUACAUCCAGUUCAACUUAUCCAAGGGACCAGUACAACACACUUAGUUCAGUGCAGACGGAAAACACCAUACAGGAAGGAAGCUAUGACAGACUAGCCCGCUCACCAAGUACUUCAAGCCGUAACUUUUCUCAAUCACUGGACACAAGAUCUCAAAUGGAACAGAGACAUUUGAUGCAGGAGGAGCCAUCUGCUGGCCAGAAAUCACAUGGGACAAAAAUGGCACCCGCUAUACCCAAAAAGAAGAAUGAAUUAACAAAUGGUAAUGAGCAUUCAAAAGAACCCAGUGCAACUCCAAAAAAUCAAAAACCAUCCAGUGUACCAAGAUCAGCUCAGCAAGUUGCAUCUGAUGAUCAUGCUGAGAGAACACAAAGCUUUUCACGUGGAACAGAUAAAUUAAGGACUAUUCACAGCAGGUACUUAGUUUCUUUUCUUGUUAUGCAAAGAAGGAUGUUGGACAAAUUUCAAAAUUAAAUUAGAACUGUCUGCAUCAAAAGGGUUGAAAGCAAAAAUAACCAUAAAAUGCUUAACUUAUUGUGAGCCACAUCAAGGGGAAAUCAAAUGUCCAAACAGAAGUUCCCAAGUGGAGUUGAGGGGUCCACUUACUGGCCAGCUAAAAGAACCAGUCUUGCCAGCCAACCUGUCUGAUAUAUAUUUUGUGUUUGAUCCAAGCUUAAGAUAUGGGACACUUUAUACAUCAAUGAGAGAUAGGCACAAAUAAAGAAAGUAAGCUUUUUGUUGUGAUGAUAACUCCCAAGAACUCAUUACUGAUACUCCUUACCAUCUGCCAUACAGUUCUUGUGAUUUUAGUUUAGAGAAUUUGGUAUUGCAUCAACUUACAAUCCCUUAAUUGAUAUUUUUCUGUAUUCUUAUCACUUUUCUGAUUGGUAUUGUAAUGAUAUUGUGAGGAGAAAUUCUGUCCUGGUCACUCAAGGGAGUUAAAGGGUUAAGCUUAGGCCAACAAAUUCUGUUUUUUUUUACAGUCAUCAUAACUGUCAUUCAAGUUAUCUUGAUACAAAUUCCAAAUUUUUUGUACUUUUAUUUCUUGUUCAUAUUUCAGUGCAAGUCAGUUUUCAGAAUCUUAUGCUUACCUUGUUAGUGAGAGCCAUGCCUGAUCAAGAUAAAAACACUUACAAAUAGUUAUUUUAUUUUAUCAUCAGGGACAGGAUUUUGCUCCCUUAGUUAACUAAUUAGAUUCCUUAGAUACUCAAUCAAAAGUUGCUGCAACUUUCUGCUUCAAGAUGCUUUUCAAAUUGAUGGUGAACUCUACAAAAAGCUAUUACCAAAGAAAGAUUUCUGAAAUCUUAUCUCUUGGGCUACAAGCAAGAUUUUUCUAGUAAUCCAUAAGUUCCUUUGAAUGUGUCAAUACAUUAUAUGCUUAAUAAUUUAGGGUUAGCCAAAACAAAUCAAAGUAAUUUUUACCUCUAAGCCUCUCUUAUUUCUUCUGAAGAGUAUUCAAAACAAAUUCUAUUUAUAUAUUUAUGAUUCUAAUUCAAUAAAUUGUUGUGUUGUUACUUUUAAGUGAAAAUAUGUUGCCUUGAAAUAAAACUCCACAUGGAAAAUAAUUCUAGUUACUCAAAAUUCAUAUUUUCAUUGUAAAUAUAGAAACAAAUUUUAAUUAAUUAUAUCAUUGUAAAGUUAUUGUUUGUGAGAAGCCAAUUUCCAUUAAAAUAUAUUUGAUAAUAGUAAAAUAUUUUUUCCUCUCUUGGAAAAGCCCUAUUUAGGCGCAAGAAUUCCUGCUCAAAUUUUCUAUCCAAUUGUCAUAGACAAGAUAAUUAAGAAUAAGGAGAAGCAUUCUUUCAAGAGAAUAGUUUUCAUAGUUUUAUUACUUAUCCAAUUAUAUUGUCUUCUACAGAACUUCUACAUAUCUUUGAACUAAAACUAAUUAAGUGUCCUAGAUAAUCUGCUGUUUUGUUUUAAAAGUUUUGAUUUUCAAUCUGAUAUUGUAGUAAUAUAAAAU